Messenger RNA from Arachis stenosperma, 2921 nucleotides. Its product is annotated as peroxisomal ATPase PEX1-like. Gene Ontology annotation, molecular function: ATP binding; ATP hydrolysis activity. The coding region runs from base 238 to 2730 and encodes 830 amino acids. Gene Ontology annotation, cellular component: mitochondrial outer membrane. The record is from RefSeq and is a predicted model, not a curated record. NCBI's taxonomy places the organism in Eukaryota, Viridiplantae, Streptophyta, Magnoliopsida, Fabales, Fabaceae. The transcript is spliced from 16 exons.
ACAAAGCGGGAACUCAUAUACAACCGCCUCUACCACCCAUUCCGCCGUUAACCACCCGUACUUCCUCUGCCUCGGGACCGUUACUUCUUCAACAUGAUACACUCUUACGCUUUCUUACUUAUCCAUCACAACACGUAACACCCAACAAUCAUAAAUUAAACUUGUUUUGUGUAGGCUUCUCUGUGCGAUAAAAAAAAAAGAAAGAGUACAAAGUUGAACGAUCAGAAGAUCAGAGUGAUGGAACAGAAAAGCAUUCUGCUAUCUGCGAUCGGUGUUGGGGUUGGAGUGGGAGUGGGACUUGGAUUGGCCUCUGGACAAGGAGUUGGAAUAUGGGGAGCUACCACAUAUUCCUCAAACGCCAUAACCGCUGAGAAGAUAGAGCAGGAAAUGCUACGACAAGUUGUUGAUGGAAGAGAAAGCACUGUCACUUUUGAUAAAUUCCCUUAUUAUCUCAGUGAGCAGACAAGGGUUUUGCUGACAAGUGCUGCUUAUGUCCAUUUAAAGCAUGCCGAGGUUUCCAAGUAUACUCGAAAUCUUGCCCCUGCAAGCCAAACUAUUCUGCUUUCAGGGCCAGCAGAACUCUAUCAACAGAUGCUUGCAAAGGCUUUGGCACAUUACUUUGAGGCCAAGUUGCUUCUUUUAGAUUUAACUGACUUUUCAUUGAAGAUUCAGAGUAGAUAUGGCUUUGGAAAUCAAGAAUCUUCUUUCAAAAGAUCCACCUCAGAGUCGACCUUGGAGCGAUUAUCAGACCUAUUUGGCUCAUUUUCAAUCUUUCAACAGAGGGAGGAACCUAAAGGCAGAAUACAUAGGCAGAGCAGCGGAGCGGACCUACAAUCAAUGGGGACUGAAGCAUCUUGCAAUCCUCCAAAGCUCCGCAGGAACGCUUCUUCGUCGUCAAAUAUUAGCACCCUUGGUUUGCAAAGCAAUCAUACAAAUCCAGCUCCUCUGAAACGCACAACUAGCUGGUCUUUCGAUGAAAAGCUUCUUAUACAGUCUCUUUACAAGGUUCUGGUUUUUGUGUCCAAGACCUACCCUAUUGUGCUAUAUCUGCGUGACGUUGAUAAGUUGAUAUAUAGAUCACAAAGGAUAUAUAACUUGUUCCAAAAGAUGUUGAAGAAACUAUCUGGACCAAUACUGAUUCUUGGUUCACAAGUUCUUGAUUCUAGUAAUGACUAUGAAGAGGUAGAUGACCGGCUUAACUCACUCUUCCCGUACACCAUAGAAGUCAAGCCCCCUGAUGAUGAAUCUCAUCUCGUCAGCUGGAAGUCCCAGUUGGAAGAGGAUAUGAAGAAGAUACAAGUUCAGGAUAACAAGAACCAUAUCAUGGAAGUGCUUGCAGCCAAUGACCUUGUUUGUGAAGACUUGGAUUCAAUCUGUGUUGCUGACACAAUGGUUCUUAGUAACUACAUAGAAGAGAUUAUUGUCUCGGCGCUUUCUUACCACUUGAUGAAAAGCAAAGACCUCGAGUACAGAAAUGGGAAACUUGUCAUUUCUUGCAAUAGUUUAUCCCAUGCCUUGGGUAUAUUCCACAAGGGAAAACUCAUUGGAAGAAACACAUCGAAAUUGGAAGAUCAAGCUGUUAAAUCUGAGGUGCCAAAAGGGGAAGAAAGUGUUACAAAACCAGAAGCAAAGUCUGAAGAUGCUGCUCCUGUAAAAAAGCCUGGAGCAGAAGCAUCAAAGGAAGAAGGGGAAAAAUCAGUUGCAUCAUCAAAAGCUGCUGAAGUUCCUCCGGAUAACGAGUUUGAGAAGCGAAUAAGACCUGAGGUGAUACCAGCAGAUGAGAUAGAUGUGAAGUUCUCUGAUAUUGGUGCCUUAGAAGAGACGAAAGAAUCCCUCCAAGAACUGGUAAUGCUUCCGCUUCGAAGGCCAGACCUCUUCACCGGAGGCCUUUUGAAGCCUUGCAGAGGAAUAUUGCUAUUUGGACCUCCAGGCACCGGCAAGACAAUGCUGGCUAAGGCCAUUGCGAAGGAGGCCGGGGCAAGUUUCAUCAACGUGUCCAUGUCCACCAUCACUUCAAAAUGGUUUGGCGAAGACGAGAAGAACGUUCGUGCUUUAUUCACACUUGCAGCCAAGGUGUCCCCAACCAUUAUAUUUGUGGAUGAGGUCGAUAGCAUGCUUGGCCAAAGGACUAGAGUUGGGGAGCACGAAGCCAUGCGGAAAAUCAAGAAUGAAUUUAUGGCACAUUGGGAUGGCCUUAUGACCAAACCGGGGGAGCGCAUCCUUGUUCUUGCUGCAACCAAUAGGCCAUUUGACCUCGAUGAAGCUAUUAUUAGGCGAUUCGAAAGGAGAAUUAUGGUGGGGCUACCAUCUGUGGAGAAUAGGGAGAAGAUUCUGAGGACUUUAUUGGCGAAAGAGAAGGUGGAUGAUGAACUUGACUUUAAGCAACUAGCAACUAUGACAGAAGGAUACACUGGGAGCGAUAUAAAGAAUCUGUGCACAACUGCUGCAUAUCGGCCUGUGAGAGAGCUAAUUCAGCAAGAGAGGCUCAAGACUCUGGAGCAAAAGCAGAAAGCGGUUACAACACAAGACGGGAAAGAUGCAAGAGAAGAGAAGCAAGAAAGAGUGAUUAGCCUUAGGGCAUUGAAUAUGCAGGACUUGAAGGAGGCAAAGGCUCAGGUUGCUGCUAGCUGUGCGGCGGAGGGGGCUGGAAUGAGCGAGUUGAAGCAGUGGAACGAGUUGUACGGAGAAGGCGGUUCAAGAAAGCAGCAGCACUUGACUUACUUUCUCUGAUAAACACAUCACAUCCCAUUCCUUAGUUAGUUGCUUCUACAUAUAUAGUGUACUCUACUUUCUCUUCGCAGUUUGUAGAAGAUCAGAUCGCGCCCUUGUUAAUUUUUAUUAAUUAUUAGUGUAUGAUCGGAUCAGACGCUUGCUGCUGUUAUCUCCUUAAAAACUACCAGUGAAUACAUUAAAAACAAAAC